GGCAGCUCCCGCCAUAAUUCCUGACAGAAGACAUCCACCCAAAGGCGGUGAUGGCCGCGUCCACGAAAGUUAGCGACAUGUGUCGCUUAUGCGGCACGGACACACUUAAUGUGGUUCGACAUCACAUUUUCGAGGGUGAAGGGCAAGUCAAGAAGUCUGCCCAGAAGAUUUCCGAGUGCCUUCCUCUGCAUAUUGCUGCAGAAGACCCGCUUCCCAAAAAUAUUUGUGGGGAGUGCUCCUACAAACUGGACCUUAUGAGUGACUUCAGAGAAAAAGCUGUGAAAACAGAUGUUAUGCUCGUUUCCCUGGUGGAAGGAGUGAAACCUGAGAUUCCAGACGACGAUGACGAUGGUCCAGACCACGAAAUUGACAAUGACUUUCGCUCCGACACUCCAGUCGAGCAACCUGAGCAGCAGACUGAGCCUGAGGUACUGAUCAAAGAGGAAGAGGCACAACAGCCUCAGCAGCCGGAGAAAAGGCCCGGCAGAAAAGCGGCCAACAAACGGCCCAUCCAAGAGUCUGACAUGGAGGAGGAGGAGGAGGAGGCGCCCGCCAAGAAGCGCGGCCGCAAACCCAAGGAAAAGGAGACUGCACCAGCGGCGUCGGCUACGACAUCGGCAUCAACCAACCCGCCUAAGGAGAACACAGGGCCGCUGCCGGUGAUUGUGCGACCCGAACCUGGCCCCCAGCCCGUGAUUGGAGAAAUCGCCUACCAAUGUAGUCACUGCUUUGAACUGUUCAAGAUGAGCCGCGACGCAAAAUUACACAUCAUAGAAGCGCACAAGUACAAAUGCUCCACCUGCAGAUAUCGAGGGAGUACAGAAGCGGAUCUCGAGAAGCACAUGGAGAAUCAUCCAGCGCAGGUAGAGAAGGAAAACCUGCAUCGCUGUUGCAUUUGCUUACGGUCUUGUAUCUCCCGAGAAGCGUAUACAAACCACAUGAAGUUGCACGUCGGCUCUUUGCCUUAUGAGUGCGAAAAAUGCGACUUGCUAUUUCCUAACAAACCUAGAUUGGAAAAUCACAUGACAAGGCACGUGUGUCUGCCGCGCAAGCAAGGCGGCGUCUACGUGCGAAAAGCUCUCAAGCAGAGGGUAGCUUACCAGAAAAAGACUGUUCAAUAUAAAGGACACGAGUGCAGCAUCUGUCAGCAAAGAUUCUUGCGCAGAGAUGACAUGAGAAACCACAAGAGAAGAUUCCACGCUCGGGCCAAAGAAAUCGCAAGGAGCGAACGCGUGGCGAGGAAUUCAAAUCUGGCCAAGAAGAAACUGAAUGCAAAUAGACGUGGUUCGCUGCUAUCAGCAAAGAAGCCUCGCAAGUUUGACUGCCCGUGCGGCGAGACUUUUACGCAGUUGGAUGUGUUGUUGCGGCAUCGGGCUAAAUCUCAUCCCGACUGGAUACACGCAUGCCAGCGUUGUGAAAGGAUGUACACUACGCCCAUGCAGUUGGCAUCGCACAUCGACAGAGCACACCCUGCAUCCUCUUACGAAUGCAAUGAGUGCAAAGAAAAGCUGAAGACCAUGGUGGGAAUGCUCAACCACAGGGAGAAGCGGUGUCCACUUAGGAAAGGGCAGGUUAAUGCUCCAACCAGUCUGGGAAAGUUUACUUGCGACAUUUGCAUGAAAGUGUUUGAGAGCAAGGCUGAAAUCGAGGUGCACGUCAUGCUGCAUUUACACAAAAUAAAAAAUAUCAUGAAAGAAAUUUCCAAGAUUGAAGGGAAAAACAUGCUAUUAGCAACUACCCCGCCAAAAGCAGCAGCGCAAAACCAAGGCAAAAAGAAGUCCAACUUUGUGCAGUGCCCAUCGUGCGACAUGAACGUCCCCGCGUUCCAGUGGAAAAUGCAUCAAGUCCUGCACGACAACCCAAACCGUCCUAAGUGCGCCAAGUGCAACUUUGUCACAGUCACGCAAGGCAAGAUGUUGGCGCACACCAACAGCCACUUGGACACCGAGGCGCCAUUCUCUUGCAGCGUGUGUCACCUCAACUUCAGGGAGAAGUACUGGGCCGAAAAGCACACCAGUGCGUACCACGGAAACAAAGCCAGGGUGAAGAACAACUUCGAAGUGACUGACCCAGCGGCAAAACAGCAGAAUAAACUGGCUAAAGUCAAAGCGUGCCCCAUGUGCACCGAAUCCUUUAGCGAUCCUCUCUCCUACCAGACACACCUUCUGGCCCAUAAGCAAGUGCAAAGCUUCCAGAAAUGCAAACACUGCGACACUCGCAUCCGCGGUUUCGACAUGAUGGUAACUCACUUGAAACUGCAGCACUGCCUCCACGUCACAGUCCCGCUCAACUGUCCAAUGUGCAACUUGCUGCUGAAUAACAGAUUCAGCCUGAACCGCCAUCUCACUAGCAUGCAUCCUUCUUGCUCGUACUGCAGACAAAUGCAGUCGAGCAAAGCUGCACUCGUGUCUCACAUCAGCAUGAGGCAUCCGGACAUGCUGCCGUUCAGCCCACUCGAGGAUGACACCACCGUAAAGGUUGAGCCCCCUGAAACGAGUCCCCCUGCAGUAGAAGUGAAGGAUGCUGAACCCCCCAGUCGCAAUACAAUUGAUGCACUGAAAAAUUUUGUCGCGACAAAGGGCAACAUCGCAAGCAACAGUGUUGGUAACGGAGUGGAACAGAACUCAGCCGCGGCCAGCCAACAACUCCCUGCUCUGGUGCCCAUCUCUGAUCAGAAGCAAACAAAGGCGAAGAGGCCCUCGAAACCUAAAAUCCCUAAGCAAGCUGUACCACCAGAAUCUAACGUCGCGGAAACUCAGAACAUCGUCAAAAUCGAGUCUGCCCAAGAUGAGGGUUCUGAUUUGAACGGAGCUGGACUUUUCCUUAAGUCGAACUCUCGCAAUAGAAAUACUUGCCACAUUUGCGGAAUGAGGUUUAAAACGAUCGGUGAAUGCUCUAAUCACUUGAUCAACGAGCACAAUGUGUGCCGCUAUUGCAGUAAGAACUUUGAAACUGCGGCUGAGAUGCAGACCCACAUGGAUAAUCAUCCAACCCUUAGUUGCCCUUGCUGUUCAAUAAAGCACACCGAUCCCAAUAAAAUGCAUAUUCACAUAUUGCGGAGUCAUCAAGACGGAAAUGCCUGUUGCAGAUGCUUUAAAGUGUUAAAAAACCGUGAAGACCUGAAAGCCCACUAUGAACUCGAGCAUGAUUCUAUCGUGCAGUGCCCUACCUGCGACCACUUCAUGCACAAGAACAAUAUCACAUCUCACGUUAGAACGAAACAUGGCAGUAUAGCAAAUUAUAAAUGCGCUCAUUGUUCCAGAGUUUUCAAAACUAAAGCUAGCCACGAUUUGCAUAUCCGAAUCCACACAGGAGAAACGCCAUAUGAGUGCCCAAUUUGCGUUCAAAAGUUUAUUGCCUCACACAAAAUGGCAAAACAUGUUGUAGUCAGUCACAAGUUUGAUGAAAAGCGCCCGAUACAAACUUGCCCCUGGUGCAACACCAAGUUGCGGACCAUUAUUGAGCUGGGCAAACACGUCACUUCCUCUAAAGCUUGUAGUGAAAUGCGUGAUUCUCAAUCUCGUGCGUCUGGCUCGGACGUUUCUAACGAGACAGUAGAUACUGGCUCGUCUUCAACAGCAGAUGUCAAUUGAUAAACCUGUUCCAAAUUGUUCUGUUAAAAAAGUUUUUUGUAAUCUUGAUCACAACACUUAAUUAACAUUGGUGAAGAACUGUAUGUCAUGAACUACGAUUAUUUACCUUGACCAGUUAUUAAUAAAGCUAAAAUCAACAUAA
Molecule: messenger RNA, 3735 nt
Organism: Cloeon dipterum
Lineage: Eukaryota; Metazoa; Arthropoda; Insecta; Ephemeroptera; Baetidae
Product: zinc finger protein OZF-like
Exons: 4
Coding region: 51-3593 (1180 amino acids)
Biological process (GO): regulation of transcription by RNA polymerase II
Cellular component (GO): nucleoplasm; nucleus; chromosome
Molecular function (GO): DNA-binding transcription repressor activity, RNA polymerase II-specific; DNA-binding transcription activator activity, RNA polymerase II-specific; chromatin insulator sequence binding
Source: RefSeq, a predicted model, not a curated record